UCUUCCCGUCCAUUAGCCACCGAUAACCACAGUCAACGAAAUUCAACUACACUCGAUAUUUUCCCCAGGAGAAGCGAUUAACACUGAUUCGUCAAUUCAACUGAAUGCAAAAUUCCAUCAUAAUCAUCAGAUGCAGGGCUCUGGCCCCGUCUCCAGCAGCUGAAGCACACCAUUCCUGUACUCUCUGCUCCACGUCCACGGCCUUCCUCCUAACUGAGCCAUGACCACCCAGAGGGAUCUUGAUAUGGUGCACCUCCGCCUUAUCCUGGUCAGUGGGAAAACACAAGACUUCACUUUCUCCCCGAAUGACUCGGCCACAGACAUUGCCAAGCAUGUGUUUGAGAACUGGCCUGCAGGAUGGGAGGAGGAGAGGGUGAGCAGUCCCAGCAUACUGCGCCUCAUCUUCCAGGGACGCUUCCUUCAUGGCAACGUUACCCUUGGAGCUCUAAAGUUGCCACCAGGCCGAACAACCGUCAUGCACUUGGUUGCCAGAGAGACUCUUCCAGAGCCCAACUCUCAUGGUCAAAGGAACAGAGAAAAAACCACAGAGAGCAACUGCUGCCUCCUCUUGUAAAGCGACAGAAAUGCCCCUCCUACCCUCUACCUUAACCUCACACACACACACACACACACACACACACACACACACACAUAUAUAUAAAUACACCCUGUUCUCUCCUGCCUGUCAUCCUGUCAGCUGUGGAUUUGGAAUAAAUCACAGGAAGUCUGGUUGGGGCCGUCAGCCGCUUUGAUUGAACACACGUCCAAUCUGAGUCUUUUUUUGUGCCAAUAUAGCCAUUUUUUGCCCCCCAAGCUUUUACUGUAUCGGCAUAAGUUGCUGUCGUUAUUCCUCUUUUAUUUUGAAGAUCAUUACGUUAAACAGUAUCUACGCUCCCUUGCAGGCCUGUCCGCUGCUGGACAAGCCUUAAAGAGCCGUCAUACGUACUCAAAAAGACCCAGGAACUCUUUGCUCUUCAUGGACACAGAAUUGCUCUAAAGGAUGUGUGGGCUUUUACCCUUCCCUACUAGUCACAUAGAUGUUUCCCCAGAUCUUACUGAAUGGUGUUAACCCUCUCAUUGCACUUAACCAGUCUGUUAAUUCAGAGGUGUUUAUUGUGUUUCAUCGUCAUCAUCUUUUCCCCAAUCGCUGUUUUUUUGUUUUCUUUUCUUUUGGUCAGAGGAACAGACUUAAACUCCCCACAUGGUAGAAAAUGUGCCAUCCUCCUCAUCAGACUGUUUCUGCCUCUUAUUAACUGAACCGUUUGGUCUGUAUCAGCACCAGUGGCGUUCGUGCCAUUAUCUUACACGUGUUUGUUCCUGGCAAAGGACUAACGGUGAAAAGACUUUCCAGCGAGGCUCAUAAGGAUGGAGUCGGAGGAUUUGGCGGAUGGCUCGUGUGCCAUCAGGCCUCGCGCUCGCACCUCUGGCUUUGACUUAAAGGACUAGACUGUCGAUGCUCCCUCAUAACAGGAGCCAACACGGCGGGCCAGUUUAAUGCAGACAGAAGAAGCGGUUGAAGAUGAGAGGGAGAAGCGUCGUCGCUGUGAGAGCCCCCUCUACUGGACACUUGGAACGAGGCAGGGGGAGAGUUUCUCCCACUUGGAUGAAGAGUUAAAAGGAAGAUUUUGGUGGUGUUUCACCUCCUUUUCAUUUGGAUGCUGUCCUUACUUCUUGUUUGCCUUUUAUCGUGGAAUUCAGUAAUAUCAUUAAUAUUGAAAUUUAAAUAUAUCAAUUUUUAUCUUGUGUAUAGGUAUUUGUUCAAUUUUAGUGUGGGUGAGUUUGUGUGUGAGUGUGUCUGAGGGUGUGUGAUGCACGUGGCAUACUGUAUGAGGACUAGUGAGGGCAUGUGGUCUUUAAAAAAAAGAGUGCACUGGGAGUGUUGAUGGGCUGCGGUUUCUCAGAAACAGUCGGAAACCUUUUGAUUCCUUCCAUUGAGUGUCCUUUGGUUUGUGUUUUGUCAAUCAGUGUCACUGCUAUGAAGUUUAGCUCAGUCUGAAUAAAUGUAAAAACUAAAAAUGCAAUGUGGUCUACAUAAAAGCUUGUAUUAUAAAUUAAUAAAUCUUUAAA
This is a messenger RNA of Chelmon rostratus (copperband butterflyfish), 2067 nucleotides long. It is a transcript of the gene ubl3b, whose product is annotated as ubiquitin-like 3b. Gene Ontology annotation, molecular function: protein binding. The record is from RefSeq and is a predicted model, not a curated record. Bases 221 to 574 code for a protein of 117 amino acids. The transcript is spliced from 6 exons. Lineage: Eukaryota; Metazoa; Chordata; Actinopteri; Chaetodontiformes; Chaetodontidae.